AUGGACCGCGACACCCUGCCUGGUAUUACCAAGGAGCUGACAAAUGACUUCGUCAAGACCGGGCGGUUUCUAGCUCUAUGGCUGAAGGGCUUGAAUCGGUUGGUAAAAGUCUUGAUCUUCAAGGCACCCGAAAUCACCGUAGUGGGUCUGCCGUCGCAGCAAUGGAAGCUUACAGUCACGAUAUUCCACGGUAUUCCGAGUUAG
This is a messenger RNA of Cadophora gregata, 204 nucleotides long. RefSeq lists its product as uncharacterized. The record is from RefSeq and is a predicted model, not a curated record. The transcript has a single exon. The coding region runs from base 1 to 204 and encodes 67 amino acids. NCBI's taxonomy places the organism in Eukaryota, Fungi, Ascomycota, Leotiomycetes, Helotiales, Ploettnerulaceae.